Messenger RNA from Lacerta agilis (Sand lizard), 771 nucleotides. RefSeq lists its product as uncharacterized. The coding region runs from base 1 to 771 and encodes 256 amino acids. NCBI's taxonomy places the organism in Eukaryota, Metazoa, Chordata, Lepidosauria, Squamata, Lacertidae. The record is from RefSeq and is a predicted model, not a curated record. The transcript is spliced from 6 exons.
AUGGCAGAGCUAUCUGCAAACCAGCUGGCUGAGCUGGCGGUGGAAUCGGGAGCGCUGGCUGAUGGGAGUGGCAUCGUGGAGAUCAUGGGCAACCUGAAGACCGUGGAAGACCUUGCCAAAUUCUUGGGCAAGCUGAACACCAUUGCUGCGAUGGAAUUGCAAAGCAGUUCGUACGCCGGUUCCAUCUUGAGCAUUGCCUUCCAAAGGAUAGCGAUCAACUUCCCUAAGUUCAAAGCCAGUGAUUUCGCCUACUGGUUCCAAGUCAUCUUCCAGAACGUUCUGCACGAGUUCAACGAGACCCUUGUGGCGGACAUUCCGCUCAAGAUAUCGUGUGACUCCUACCAGAAAAUAUUGAAAGGUUUCAACAAUGUUUUCGCCAACAUCCUGCCUGGAAAGGCUCUCAGUGUAUUUGGAUUCAGCAAAGCUUUCUUGACUACAAAAAUCAAAUCAGGCAUUGCAUGUGGAAGGCCAACUCAGAGUGUUCAGGAGUGGCUGGAAAUCAAUCUUGGGAACUUCAGCCGAUAUGCCCAAUACCAGGACCUGCUCAGCUGGAAUUUGCAUUUUGACGGAAUGGCUGUACUGCAAUCUUUGUCUCCACUGCAACUUGCAUCCCUCACUCUGAAGUCUGAUGCCAUCAAUGAAGAGGAGAAGAUGUGCCAGAUUCUUGCAAGGCUGCAGAACAAACCACUGGGAGAGAUCUACCAGUAUUUGGACCAAUUCAACACAGAUGCCCAUAAGAACCCACAUUGCUUGUAUGCAUUCUAUUGCUGA